UAAUGUUGAUACCAAAAUCACAAAUAUAACAAAACUGCAAUGGGGAAAAACGCUCAGCUUCUUCGUCCUUCCUUCAUGUGGUGAACUGUGACUGAACCCAGCUACGUAUUCCAUUCAUUUCUUCGAAUCCGAGCACGUUGACGUUGUUGAGUAGAGAUACAAAUUCUCGCAUUUCAUUCAAUUUGGUGAAAGCUUGUAGAAGAAGAUUCAUCUUCCAUUCAAUUCCUCUCAACAUUGGUGGCAGAAAUGGAGGCUCCACAAGGAGGAUCAGAGAGGGACAAACCUACCUCUCCGAUCACCGUCGUCUCCGCAUUCUGGAAAGAUUUUGACUUGGAGAAGGAGAAAUCCAUAUUGGAUGAACAAGGACUUCGAAUUGCAGAGAACCAGGAAAACAGUCAGAAAAAUAGGCGGAAGCUUGCAGAGAGCACCAGAAAUUUCAAGAAAGCUUCACCGGAGGAUAAGUUGAAUUUGUUUAAUACCUUGCUUAGGGGGUAUCAGGAAGAGGUUGAUAAUCUUACGAAGAGAGCAAAGUUUGGAGAAAACGCUUUCCUCAACAUCUAUCAAAAGCUCUAUGAAGCCCCAGAUCCUUAUCCAGCUCUUGCCUCAAUUGCUGAGCAAGAUCUCAAGUUGUCUGAGCUCGAAUCUGAAAACCGAAAAAUGAAAGUUGAGCUUGAGGAGUUUAGAACAGAGGCAACUCACUUGAAGAAUCAGCAGGCUACGAUACGAAGACUUGAAGAACGAAGUAGGCAGUUAGAGCUGCAGAUGGAAGAGAAAGUAAAAGAAAUUGUGGAGAUUAAGCAGCGCAAUCUGGCAGAAGAGAAUCAGAAAACAUUAGAAAUUUUAAAAGAAAGGGAACAGUUACUGCAGGACCAACUGCAGAGUGCAAAAGAAAGUGUUUCUACUAUGCAGAAAUUACAUGAACUUGCACAAAACAAGUUGUUUGAACUUCGUGCUCAAUCUGACGAAGAGAGGGCAGCUAAGCAAGCUGAGGUCAAUCUGCUGAUGGAUGAAGUUGAACGAGCACAAACAAUGCUCCUUGGCUUGGAGAGAGAGAAGGGGGUUCUCCGAUCUCAGUUACAAACCACAAAUCAAGAUGGUGAAAUUAAGAAGAGUGAUAAUUCAGACUCAACUGUUGCACUUGAGAAUUCUUUAAUUGCCAAAGAUAGGCAAAUCUCUGAAUUGAACAUGGAGCUACACAAUAUUGAAACAACCUUAUCAAAUGAACGUGAAGAACAUAUGAAAGAUGUCAAAAAAUUUACUGCACUGCUCAAUGAAAAGGAGGCUUCUAUUGAGGCAAUGAGGAAAGAGCUUCACGCAAGGCCAACAGAAAAGAUGGUUGAUGAUUUGCGUAAGAAAGUGAAGAUUUUGCAGGCAGUGGGUUAUAAUUCAAUUGAGGCUGAAGACUGGGAAGUGGCAACAAGUGGGGAGGAGAUGAGCAAGAUGGAAUCUCUUCUUCUUGAUAAGAACCGAAAAAUGGAACACGAGCUAACACAAUUGAAGGUGAAACUUUCUGAAAAAACUUCUUCACUCGAAAUAGCAGAACAGAAGGCAGUGGAACUUACUACUAAGGUUAAUGAACAACAAAAACUGAUACAAAAGUUGGAAGAUGAUAUAUUAAAGGGCUAUAGUUCUAAUUCCAAAGAUCAUAAAGGAUUCCCUGAUGACUGGGAUCUAUCCGAGGCUGGUAGGAGUGAGGUGUCUGAGAAUAUGGAUCAAAGGCAUGCCUUAGAUCAAGAUCAGAGCUCAAUGCUUAAGGUAAUCUGUAAUCAGAGAGAUCGAUUCAGAAUACGCUUGCGAGAGACAGAAGAGGAAAUAAGGCAGUUGAAGGAGAAGAUUCGGGUACUAACAGGGGAACUUGAAAAGACCAAAGCAGAUAAUGUCAAGCUAUAUGGGAAGAUUCGUUAUGUCCAAGAUUACAAUACGGCGAAAGUGGUCUCUAGGGGUUCUAAAAAGUAUGCAGAAGAUCUUGAAAGUGGUUUCACGUCAGAUGUUGAAUCUAAAUACAAGAAGAUAUACGAGGAUGAUAUAAAUCCUUUUGCUGCAUUCUCAAAAAAGGAAAGGGAUCAAAGAUACAAGGAGUUGGGAUUCAGGGACAGAAUCACACUCAGCAGCGGACGUUUUCUUCUUGGUAACAAGUAUGCCCGUACCUUUGCAUUCUUCUAUACCAUCGGGCUGCAUAUGUUGGUCUUUACCUGUCUCUAUCGAAUGUCGGCUCUGAGUUAUCUUAGCCAUGGCCCAGAGGAACCUCUGAUUGGAGCGAGAAAGGUUGAUCUUCCGCGUGGACCUUAGUUGAUAUACAGCUUAUUUUCUGUAGUCAGUUUUCUAAUGGAAUGAAAACAAAUUGUCAAUAUUCUAAUAAUAUAUCAAGUGUCUUGUACAUAUAACAACAGUGUUUUGUUCGAAUAUAAUAUAUAUUGAUGCAAUGAAAUAUAGAGGUUCUUUCUGGUGC
Molecule: messenger RNA, 2449 nt
Organism: Lotus japonicus
Lineage: Eukaryota; Viridiplantae; Streptophyta; Magnoliopsida; Fabales; Fabaceae
Product: protein CASP-like
Exons: 19
Coding region: 247-2289 (680 amino acids)
Biological process (GO): intra-Golgi vesicle-mediated transport
Cellular component (GO): Golgi membrane
Source: RefSeq, a predicted model, not a curated record